UUAACACCCGUGACAGCUGACUGACUUAGCUACCUAUGGGGUUGCUCAUUCAGUCUACCAAUAUUUACUGCUUUAAAAGGAGCAUUUCGGUUAGGAUAAAAAAUCCAGGUGUGAAAGCUGUGCUUCAAGGAUUAUAAGAUCCAAGCCACCUUUUUAAACUGUGUAAUAAAAAGCACAAAAGCAUUUUAGAAAUGUCUGCAACGGUGGCAAUCAGGAAAAGUUCAAGAAUACCUGGUGUUAUUAUCACACAGUAUGUAGAAGAAAUACCACCUGGAAAAAGUACCCCAGACUUCACCAGAAAACCCAUGGCUGUAAACAUUAUGGAAGGUAAAUCGGCUACUUUCAGAGCAGCGGUGAAAGGAGAGCCAGCACCCACCAUCCAAUGGGCACGUAACAAAGGAGAUAUCUCAGAUCCAGAGAAAUAUAAUACAAGAUAUGAUGAAAAGACUGGAGAGUACAUAUUACAGAUAUUAAAUGUAACAGCUGACCAAGCAGGCAUAUACAAAUGUUUUGCUACAAACCCAUUUGGUAAAGCUGUUUGUACAGCUACGCUUAAAGUUAUUGAAGCUGGAUUCAGGAAAAAUAGGCCAGGGCAAAAUGAACCUGAAGACUUCAGAAAAAUGCUGAAGAAAACUGUAGUUGUGAAAAAAGCUAAACCAAAACCAAUGAAAGAGGGAGAGGUUGACCCAAAGUUUUGGGAGGUGUUAUUAAGUGCUCAGAAGAAAGAUUAUGAGCGCAUUUGUCGCGAGUUUGGAAUCACUGAUUUCCGAUGGAUGUUGAAGAGACUCGCCGAAAUGAAGAAGGAGAGAGAGGAAGAACAGGAGAAGUAUGUGGAAACAGUUGGAAAUAUGAAACCAAUAGAGAUUAAACCAAAUGGAAGAGCUGAAUUUGAACUUGACAUGAAGCUCAAGAAUCCCAAUAGCAACAUUUAUCUCUACAAGAAUGGUGAUGCAAUUGAAUAUGGUGAUGGCACGGAUGAUUCUUUCAAACACAAUCUGAAAAAAGUUGGUGAUAAAUAUUCUUUUAGCAUUAAUAACGUGUGCCCAGACGAUGCAGGCCUGUAUCAAGUGGAUGUUGAAGAUGCAAACAUGUUUUCAACUGAAUUGGAGAUUCCUGAUGUUGAAAUUGAUAGCAUUCUGAAGGAUGUCACAGUAGUCAAAGGAAAAGAUGCUACAUUUGAGUGUGUAUUAUCUGGUCCUGCGUCAAAAAUUACUUGGUGUGCCAAUGAUGCAUCCAUUGAGCCAGGGGAUAAAUACAACAUAACAGUCUCAGAAGACAUGCUUACUCACAAACUAAUAGUAAAGAACUGUGGAGCAGUGGACAAUGGUACCAUCACAGUUAUUGCUGGGGUCAAGUUAUCCAAAGCAGCUCUGACUGUAAAAGAUGAUUCAAAUGCCCUCCAGAAAGGCCAGAGAGGUACAGAUAAUGCUGAAAAGUUGAAUAAAGAGCAGGCCAGGAAGCUACAGGGCACAACAAACAAAACAGCUAAAGGAGCUGGUAGUAGUGGAUACAGCCUUGGGGAUGGGAUUGGAAAAGAUGGAAUCAUGGGAGAUGGAGGUAGUCAGGAGGCAAAGGGAAAAGGUGAAUUAGGAAAAGAUGGGUUGGGAGAAAAAGGACUACUCGGAGAUGGUUCAGGCAAAGAUAGAUCAGGAAAAGAUGGCCUAUCUGCAGUUGGAUCAAAAAAAGAUAGAUCGGGAAAAGAUGGACUGUUAGAUGAUGGAUCAGGAAAAGAUGGAGCAGGAAAAGAUGGACUAUUGGGUGAUGGGUCAGGAAAAGAUGGUUUUGAAGUAACUGGAGCUGGUGGAGACAUGACAAAUGGAGAUGAAACUGGAGAUUCUAAGCAUAAAAAGAACCUUGGAGCUGGCCUGUUGGUUUCUGACACAAACAAAGAACCCGAAGUCCGCUUUGUUAGUGGAUUGUCUGAUACUGCUGCCAAUCUUGGAGAGACUGCAGAAUUAUCUUGCACACUCAGCAGUAAGGACUCUAUUGGAAUUUGGUACAAAGAUGGUCAAAAGCUGGAAUCUAUGAACGGGAUUACUGUUUCCAAAGAGGGCGCCAUUCACAAACUAAUACUGAAGAAUUGUCAGGAGGGUAAUGCAGGGGUGUAUAGAUUUGAAGCAGAAGGACGGAAAUCAGAGGCCACAUUAACUAUUAAAGAGCCGCCAAAAAUUGAUGCAGAUGCCCUGGGUAAGUUCUCAGAAGCUGUUGUUGUAAGAGCUGGUGAAAAUGCAAUUUUCAAGCUUCCAUUCUCAGGAAAGGAACCAGUCAGGGUGCAGUGGUUCAAAGAUGAAGAGGAGAUUUUGAAAGGCCCUGGUGUCAGGAUUGAGAGUUCCUCAACCCAAAGCCAGCUUCUUCUUAAUAAAUGUCAGCGUAAAGACACUGGAGAAGUGAAAAUCAAACUUAAGAACGAAUUUGCCACCACUGAGGCUAGAACUAAGCUUAUUGUACUUGACAAACCAGGUCCACCACAAGGACCUGUAGAUGUGGUAGAAAGUUCACUCUCUGCUAUUGAAUUUAAAUGGAGGCCUCCAAAAGAUGAUGGGGGCUGUCCUGUGACCAAUUACAUCCUAGAGCGCCAGCAGGUGGGACGUAACACCUGGACUAAAAUUGGAGAAAUCUCUGCACAACCCGCAUACAGAGACACAGAUAUUGACCGUGGCAGGAAGUACUGCUACAGAAUAAGUGCCAAAAAUUCAGAAGGCAUUAGUGAUAUCAUUGUAACCGAUGAUAUUGCAGCUGGCACACUGGCUUUCCCUGGACAGCCUGCUUCUCCAAAGGUGGUCAGUGCUUUCAAGGACUGUAUUAAUCUAUCAUGGUUCAUGCCAACAAACACCGGUGGGGGAAGUAUUAUAGGCUACAAUCUGGAGAAACGCAAAAAAGGCAGUAAUGUCUGGAGUCAAGUGAAUCCUCUAAAUGAGCCAAUUAAAGAGAAAAAGUAUGCAGUGACGGAUGUGAUGGAAGGAGCCGAGUAUGAAUUCAGAGUGAUUGCAAUUAACACAUGUGGUCCUGGAGAACCGAGUGUCCCCUCUGAUAGUGUGUUUGCAAGAGACCCUAAAAAGCCUCCUGGGAAGAUUAAAGAUCUCAAGGUAACUGGUUCAAGUUAUAACACUUUGUGCCUGGCUUGGUCUAAACCAAAUGUGGUGAAAGGAAUGGAAGAUGAAGUAAAAGGGUACUUUGUAGAAAUCAGACCUACAGACCAAAUUGAGUGGAGCCGCUGCAAUACAAAUGCUAUUGUCCAGACCUAUUUUACUAUAACAGGUUUAAAGCCCCUAGCCAUGUACUGGGUCAGAGUGAUUGCAACCAAUGAAGGAGGGGAGGGAGAGCCACAAGGAUUUGACAACUACAUCACUGCCAUGCCUCCACCUGUAAAACCAAAAUUUACGGACCGCAAGAUGAAAAAUUUUAUGGUUGUGAAAGCUGGAAACACAGUCCGAGUCAGCAUAUGUUUUGAGGCCUCUCCUUUACCAGACAUCACUUGGCUAAAAGAUAAUGUGCCUGUGGCUAAACAUGUGACAAUUACUAAUUCUGAGAAGGUUUCCCAGCUGCUCAUUCCAACUUCCAAUCGAUCAGACAGUGGCAUCUACACUAUCCUUGUCAAAAAUAUGGUUGGCCAGGAAACGUUCAGUGUAGAUGUUAGAGUCACUGAUGAACCCAAACCUCCGGGUGAAGUGCAACUUGAGCAGAAUGUUGAGGGAACAUUAACUCUCACCUGGACUCCAUCUCCUGAUGAGAAACGAGAUGACCGUCUUCACUAUAUGGUGAUGAAACGAGACUCUGUUAAACGGACCUGGUGGACGGUAGCAGAUCACCUGUUCAACCACAAAUUUACCAUGGUUAUUAUGCAAGGGAGAGAGUAUAAAUUCCGUGUAUAUGCUAAAAAUGAUAUGGGGCUGUCUGAGCCAUCUGAGUCUCCAACAUGGGGAGCUGUUAAAAAGAAAGGUAAAUUCAUAGUAACCCAUCCAGAACCAAAGAACUUGAACUUCCAGUCAGCCCCCAAAUUCACAGUGCCUCUGAAACUGCACAUAGCACCAAAGGGUUAUGAGUGCUACAUGAGUUGUGCUGUGAGUGGUACACCAACCCCUCGUGUCACCUGGUAUCAUAACAAUGUUAGUCUCAACACAAAUACCAAUUACUACAUCUCCAACACAUGUGGAGUCUGCUCCCUGCUCAUUCUGAUGGUGGGCCCUAAAGACACAGGAGAGUACAAAGUUGUGGCAGAGAACCAUCUGGGCCAGGCUGAGACUUCUACCAAUCUCACAGUCAGAGAAUAAAAAAAAAAAGCCAAAACAUCUGCUGCAACAUGAACCCUGAGGCUAGAGCCCCUGGAUCAAACCAAGCUGUACUCAUUAGUAGUGGUGGCAUACUGUAGCCCUUUCUACUGAGAACAUUUUUUUUGGAACUUUUGUGAAAAUUCUGAGAGUCUGAAUUAAUUGUGUGCAUAUUUAUUAGAAUAUUCAACAGGAUAAACAUUAAGCCAAAUUAAUAUAACCUUAAUUCAUCUACUAAUUCUAAUUUGAAUAGAAUGAGAGAGAGAAUGUGAAGACUUAUUUUCUGGAAUGCCAAUGUAUUUUUGUUUGCUAAAUUUAGAACCAAAACUAUUAAAAAUAUCUAAAGAUUAAAGCUCACCUGAAGAGGAUAUGAGUAUUGGCUUUCCUUUUUUUUUUUUUUUUUGCAUGAUUCAGUAUAUUUAGUCUUCUGCAAAAUAUUUUCCUCUGUAAAAAAUGUAAUAAAACACUGAAUUACAUAAAAGAAAUAUGUAUUGAUUUACUGGAUAUUUUAAGGUUAAUACAGUAUGUGUUUUUCUACAGACAACUGACAGAAAAACACUAUUAAGAGACACUGGUGAAAAUGUUGAAACAUACAAAUUGUGACAAAGGGAUGACAUGGCUUGACAUUUUACGA
Molecule: messenger RNA, 4902 nt
Organism: Tachysurus fulvidraco (yellow catfish)
Lineage: Eukaryota; Metazoa; Chordata; Actinopteri; Siluriformes; Bagridae
Product: immunoglobulin-like and fibronectin type III domain-containing protein 1
Exons: 24
Coding region: 192-4271 (1359 amino acids)
Molecular function (GO): protein binding
Source: RefSeq, a predicted model, not a curated record